Onychostruthus taczanowskii (white-rumped snowfinch) is the source of this 1139-nucleotide messenger RNA. RefSeq names its product trafficking protein particle complex subunit 2 (gene TRAPPC2). Bases 155 to 577 code for a protein of 140 amino acids. Gene Ontology annotation, biological process: endoplasmic reticulum to Golgi vesicle-mediated transport. NCBI's taxonomy places the organism in Eukaryota, Metazoa, Chordata, Aves, Passeriformes, Passeridae. Gene Ontology annotation, cellular component: nucleus; cytoplasm; TRAPP complex. The transcript has 5 exons. The record is from RefSeq and is a predicted model, not a curated record.
CAGACGGUUCUGGAAUAGCUCCAGCCUCUCUGGACAGGCUGUUCCAGUGCUCAGUCACACGCACAGCAGUAAGUUCUUCCUCGUGUCCAGGUGGAACUUCCCGGGAAUCAGUUUCUGCCCGUUGUUUCUCAUCCUGGGAGCAUUGUUUUGAAGAAUGUCUGGAAGUUUCUACUUCGUCAUAGUUGGUCAUCAUGAUAAUCCCAUAUUUGAAAUGGAAUUUCUGCCUCCUGGAAAAGUCGAGUCAAAGGAUGAUCAUCGCCAUCUCAACCAGUUCAUUGCCCAUGCUGCUCUCGACCUCGUAGAUGAGAACAUGUGGCUUUCUAACAACAUGUACUUGAAGACUGUGGACAAGUUUAAUGAAUGGUUUGUUUCUGCUUUUGUCACAGCUGGACAUAUGAGAUUUAUAAUGCUUCAUGAUGUAAGGCAAGAAGAUGGAAUUAAGAACUUCUUUACUGAUGUAUAUGAGCUGUAUAUAAAGUUUGCAAUGAAUCCAUUUUAUGAACUCAAUACUCCUAUUCGAUCCACUGCCUUUGAAAGGAAAGUCCAGUUCCUUGGGAAGAAACACCUUUUAAGCUGAAUAAAUAAAUCUCCUGAGUGAGUGCUUUUUCCCUACUUUCCUGGUUGUUUGAACUGUACUUCAUCUGGUUAGUCCCCUGCAUGUUUUAUAUUCAUCUUCUGAAGACUGACUAAUUGGAUGCUGAAGCAGCUUUUUCUUUUGCUGAUAUGGAUAAGAACAGCCAAGCUUCUCUGGCUAAAAAAAGGUGUAUCUCAAGAAGUUUCCUUUUAUGUGAUAUGAAAAUAAAGUUUUAAACUGUCAGAGGCUGCAGAGGUACAAAGGAAGAAACUGAGACAUUGUGUAUUAAUGCAUAUGCGAAGUGUAAGCCUCUGACAGAGGGUAGGAGGAAAUCAGACCUAAAUGCAAAAGAUGUUCACCAGUCAUCUGGUUUAAUACGAGCAAAAGGGCCUAAGUGAUUAAUUUUAUAAUAAACUUUCCUAGUUGUAUUCCUUCAGUAGAAGGCUCACUCUGCAGACUAACCAGACUAACAUUACACUCUGUGGCAGUAAAUCAAGCCUCUAUUUAUUGAUGUGUAAUUGUAUGUAUAUAAAGUGCUCAAUAAAAAAAUAGAAAAAUCAGAAAA